Molecule: messenger RNA, 2463 nt
Organism: Erigeron canadensis
Lineage: Eukaryota; Viridiplantae; Streptophyta; Magnoliopsida; Asterales; Asteraceae
Product: probable galacturonosyltransferase 3
Exons: 9
Coding region: 203-2278 (691 amino acids)
Molecular function (GO): polygalacturonate 4-alpha-galacturonosyltransferase activity
Source: RefSeq, a predicted model, not a curated record
AUCCCCAAACUAACGAACACAGGCAAAAGACUUUAACGCGUGUCAUUAUAGUUGAACUUAGGCAGAGAGCAUUCUCUGCUGACGGAAUCGGAGACACUGAUUACUGCCGGCGGCAACCGCGAUCUAUAUAAACUCCAACAUUGGAUCCCGUAUUUUCCGUCAACGGAAACUACAUAUAUAAUAUAUUAAAUCUCCUCCCGCCAUGAAAGCACUGUUCAGAAGAAAAAUAUUAACAACCUCUAUCCAUCCUUUGAUAAUUAUACUAUUCACCUUCUCGGUACUCCCGAGUCGCACUGGAGCAGACCGUUUUGGUUCUUUAACAUUUCAAAGAGAGAUUAAUGGACGUUUUCCCUUGUUCGACUGUCCCCAAUGUAGUUUGGAUAAGAACAAGGAACAAGUGCACACAAAAUCUAUGGAAGUUGGGAACCAUCAAGUUGAAAAGGAUAUUGACAUAAUAGUGACAUACACAGACACGUCUGGUGCCAUACGAAUUAGGACUGUCAAGUCCAAAGAUUUGUCUGCUUCAUGGGUCUGGAAAAGCCCUAUUGAUGACAAUCAACGCAAAGAGGAGGACCCCAAGUCACUGGAAUAUCAGCCUGAAAUGAGAGUUGAGGACAACAACAAGCAUUCUGCCCAAGAACAUGCAGAUAUAAACGGACAGCCACACAAAAUGCCGUCUCCAGUGCAUCCAUUAAAGCUCAGACGUCGGGCCCUACGCCAAGAAAGGAGGGAUCGUCGAACUGCAGAACUGAUCCAAGUAGGCCAAAAGAGGGAGGCUCAGAUGCAAGAAGCUGCCAUUGAGCGUUCUAAAACUUUUGAUACCAGUAUCAGGGCUAGAUACAGUAUUUGGAGAAAAGAAUAUGAAAAUCCGAAUUCUGAUUCUACUGUAAAACUGAUGCGUGAUCAAAUUAUAAUGGCAAAAGCGUAUGCAAGUAUUGCUAAAGCCAAAAAUGAGAAAGCUAUAUAUGAUUCUCUAAUUGAGCAUUCUAAAAGAAGCCAGCAGGCAAUAGAAAAAGCAACUUUUGAUAGUGAACUUGGCCCAAGUGCAGUUGAUCGGGCUAAAGAAAUGGGUCAUAUUUUGUCCUUGGCGAAGGACCAGUUUUAUGACUGUAUUGUAAUGGCAAGAAAGUUAAGGGUUAUGCUUCAGUCUAGAGAAGCAAAUGUUGAAGAAGUCAAGAAAAAGAGUGCAUCCUUAACACAACUAGCUGCUAAAACCAUUCCUCAGCCUUUGCAUUGCCUUCCUUUAGUUCUGACAACAGAUUAUUUCUUGCUGGAUGAUCAAAAGCAAAAGUUUCCAAUUAGCAGGAAUCUUGAAGAUCCUUCAUUAUACCAUUAUGCUAUAUUUUCAGACAAUGUUCUGGCAACAUCAGUAGUUGUGAACUCAACAGUUCUGCAUGCAAAAAAUCCUCAGAAGCAUGUGUUCCAUAUUGUAACAGACAAACUGAACUUUGCAGCUAUGAAGAUGUGGUUUCUUGUCAACCGUCCAGAAGGGUCUACAAUUCAAGUUCAAAAUGUGGAUGAUUUCUCAUGGCUGAAUGCAUCUUAUUGUCCCGUUCUUCGCCAGCUGGAAUCAUCUCGAAUGAGAGAAUAUUAUUUUAAAGCCCAUCAAGCAUCAACUCUAACAGCUGGAUCGGAUAAUCUUAAAUAUAGGAACCCAAAAUAUUUAUCCAUGUUGAAUCAUUUAAGGUUUUACCUUCCUGAAGUGUACCCGAAACUGGAAAAAAUAUUGUUUCUUGAUGAUGAUAUUGUAGUUCAGAAGGAUUUGACACCUUUGUGGAGUGUUGAUCUGCAAGGGAUGGUAAAUGGUGCUGUAGAGACGUGCAAGGAGAGUUUCCAUCGCUUCGAUAAGUAUUUAAAUUUUUCUAACCCAAAAAUUUCUGAUAACUUCGAUCCAGAAGCGUGUGGUUGGGCAUUUGGUAUGAAUAUGUUUGAUCUGAAGGAAUGGAAGAAACGUGACAUUACGGGGAUAUAUCAUGGCUGGCAAAAUAUGAAUGAGGAGAGAACUCUAUGGAAGCUUGGGACGUUGCCACCUGGACUGAUAACUUUCUAUAACCUGACCCAUCCACUGGAACGGAGCUGGCACGUAUUGGGACUUGGAUAUGAUCCAGCCCUUAAUCAAACUGAAAUAGAAAAUGCAGCUGUUGUGCAUUACAAUGGGAAUUAUAAACCCUGGUUAGACCUCGCUAUUGUGAAGUACAGGUCGUAUUGGUCAAGAUAUGUGAAGUUUGAUAAUUCAUAUCUACAACUUUGUAACAUUAAUAGCUUCAUGUUAUCAUGAUAUUCAUGUCACAAACUGUAAUAGAGAUAUGGCCGUAAAAAACGCCAUUUCCCUUCUUUGUAUACAAACUGCUGGUCACAAAGUUAGUUUAGUAUGAGCAUCAUACUACAUAUAUAUUUACAUAAUUUGCAAAGUGUCUGUCCGUCAUUCAAUUGUAUUCAAUAUAUAUUUACUUUCUAAUUUCA